Colletotrichum truncatum is the source of this 957-nucleotide messenger RNA. RefSeq names its product ester hydrolase c11orf54-like protein. Gene Ontology annotation, cellular component: nucleus. The record is from RefSeq and is a predicted model, not a curated record. Gene Ontology annotation, molecular function: zinc ion binding; hydrolase activity, acting on ester bonds. NCBI's taxonomy places the organism in Eukaryota, Fungi, Ascomycota, Sordariomycetes, Glomerellales, Glomerellaceae.
AUGCAUAUCCAGAAAGUCAUACUAUCACCCCCUAGUUUGGAGGAACUUGCUGAGCGUUUGCAAGCCCCCCUUGCUACCAAUUACCACCAAUCGUCAGUUACUGUCGAGACAUGCCCCGAUCUUCGGCAAGCGCCAUUUAACCUGGCCUCAAAAGGUCUUUGUGGGGAUGAAAAGAUCGCAGACAUCGGGGGCCAGCCAAACCUAUUCCCUCGCCCAAGACUGGACAGAAUAUGGAAUAUGCAUGAAAUUGGGAAUGCCAUCGAAAUGAGUCCCGAGAAAGGCAGUUUGAUCGGUGCUGGCGCAGGCCCGUUUCAUAUCAUUGGCCAAAAUAGCGAGCUUGCACCAAACCUUGGGUGGGAGAAAGGGCUAGACCAGAUUCUCAAUCAAACACGGAUCAUCAAAAUCAUCAGCCAAACUGGUGCUGUCUGCGUUGAGAAAAGCCCGUCUCUAGACUGUGGACUGAUGGCAAACCUUUAUGGUUCCGAGGGCAACCCUGGCCAGGUUCUCAAAAUAACUGCGCGGGGACGUAGGGGGGACGAAAAGAGCUUCACAGAAUGCAUCCGUAAAGGCAUUAUUGCUGCAUAUGGCGAUGACCGAGCAAUAAGUCUUGGCGGAGCAUUCGUGGUCAAAUCAGGAAAGGCAGUGUAUCAUGUUAUGCCCGAUUUUCCUCCGCAAAAUGAGCUUCCUUUCAAAGAUCGUAAGCAGGUUGAUGACUGGCUGACUUGGCAUAACUUUGAUGCACCCGUUGUUUGCUUGUCAGUCUUUCACUCUGCAGAUCCCGGCAAAAUGGGACUACGAAUGGAACAUACGCAUGCAUUUUCUGCAGCGGGGAAGGAUGCUGGAGGACACUAUCAUUAUGAAGCGAACGGGUCAGAAGACACCAUUGAAUAUGAAGGGUACUUUAACACUGCAAAGGCUUUGUACAGGGUAGAUAACCCGUCAAUAAUUCAAACUUAA